CCGGCCACAAAACACCAAAUCUGGAGACCACCAACUUGUGCAUCAAGACCCAGAAGCUAAAGAUCUAGUCUCAAUAUCUCAACGAUGUCCUCCGCACAAGAUAGACUCAAGCAAGUCACGGUGCACCUUGAAAAGGCCCCCGCCACGACCCUCGAGGGCCAAGUCGCCAUCAUUACCGGCGCCAAUUCGUUGAUUGGUAUUGGCGCAGCCACUGCAAAGCUGUUUGCAGCACGCGGUGCCAAGGCUGUCUACAUCUGCGACUACGAUGGUAGUAAUCUGGAGCAAAUCAAGCAGGAACUCGAAAAGGCAUACCCGGGCACAGCUGUGAUUCCUCGUGAAUUUGACGCUGCGGAUGAAGAAGCACUCAAGGCUUGCAUCCAACACGCCGUCGACAAUUACGGCCGCUUGGAUAUCUUCUUUGCCAAUGCCGGUAUCGUCACCAUGAACUUGGUCUCGAAUGCCGAUGCGGAGGACUUCAUGAACACCAUGCGCGUCAAUGCGCUGAGUGUCUUCCUCGCCAUUCGCUAUGCUUCAGAAGCCAUGCAAGUAACUUCUGCUGAAAAGCCCGUUUCUGGUGGCAGUAUCGUUGCAACGGCCUCUGUUGCCGGUGUCCGGUCUGGUGCCGGAUCCAGUGACUACUCUGCCUCUAAAGCAGCCGUCAUCAACCUCUGCCAGACAUCUGCUUGGCAGCUUGCAGGAACGGGUAUUCGCGUCAAUGCCGUAUGUCCUGGCCUGAUCGAGUCCGGUAUGACGGCGCCUGUCUUUAGCUCAGCGCGUAGUCGUGGCACACAGGGUAAAAUUGGCCAGCUCAACCCGACUAGGCGUAAUGGUGUCAGUGCAGAGAUCGCCCAUGGCGUCUUGUUUCUGAGUAGCUUGGAGUCGAGCUACGUCAAUGGUCAAGCAUUCAUCAUUGACGGCGGUUUGUCGAGUUCCCACCCAGUCGUCCCCGGCAAGGUGGCAUAAACUAAAGCAGCUGGUAUUAGCCCAAUUUUUUAUACUAAAGUCUGUGCUAUACGUGUAAUAGAGGAGCUAGCUACCCUUCAAGUUGUGAGGCAUCCAGCCCAAUAGCAUUCAAAAACAAGUUGACAUGCGCCCGCUUCACUUCUGCCAUUUCGCGCGGCAAUAUUUUGGCACUCGAGACUUGCUCGAGCACCUUGUCCCGUGCUUCAUUGACGAGUGCAUGCUGCUGCUCAGGUGACGCACUGACUGCA
This is a messenger RNA of Protomyces lactucae-debilis, 1211 nucleotides long. RefSeq lists its product as uncharacterized. The record is from RefSeq and is a predicted model, not a curated record. Lineage: Eukaryota; Fungi; Ascomycota; Taphrinomycetes; Taphrinales; Protomycetaceae. Bases 85 to 963 code for a protein of 292 amino acids. The transcript has a single exon.